Etheostoma spectabile (orangethroat darter) is the source of this 7666-nucleotide messenger RNA. RefSeq names its product ecotropic viral integration site 5 like (gene evi5l). The coding region runs from base 555 to 3125 and encodes 856 amino acids. Gene Ontology annotation, molecular function: small GTPase binding; GTPase activator activity. Gene Ontology annotation, biological process: regulation of GTPase activity. Lineage: Eukaryota; Metazoa; Chordata; Actinopteri; Perciformes; Percidae. The transcript is spliced from 20 exons. The record is from RefSeq and is a predicted model, not a curated record.
UGCGCCCCACCUCGUGCCCAACAGAAGGCAUAGGACGCCAGUCACUGUGUGAUUUACUCGUAAUGAUUGAUGCUGCCGUUUAUACCAUAUCCCCGUUACACCGCAGGCUACAUAGCACGGCAGUCGUGGUUAUUUUAGUAGACCUCUACAGGAAUAUGUUUUCCCUCUAAAUUCAGUUAACACACGAGCCUCUCCGCGCGCAGAGGCGACGCGGCGCUGCCUCCCGGUUGAACGGCGGCAGGACGAUGGCACUGCGUUGGACGGUCUCUCUGUAUCUGUCCUCGGUGGUCCAUUACGAGUUUAAUUAGCUGAUAACGUUAACAUACGUUUGACAUUUAAGACGGACGGAUGUGGGAACAACGAUAAACGCACCGCUCUGAUUAUGGAAAAGGAGUCCAGGUUUGAAGACCUCUGAUCAUAUUGGGUCCACGGCCAGCCAGGUGGCCAAUCAGGCGACAGCCAGGCUCACUGAGGAGGGAGACCAACAGUGAGACUGGAAGACCCUCUUACCCACACCCACACUGCUUCACCCAUCUCACCCCAUCGUCACUGCCAUGUCUUUACCCAGUGGCAGCCCAGAAAGAGAGGGCUCUAGUGGGGCUACCCCUGAGCUAGAGUGCCCUUCUUCUCCCCCUGGCAUGGACCCUGACCCCCCAUCAACAGGCAGCCCAGUGCUCAGCCCAGACUCAUCUUCCCAUGAUACACUGCUGUCAGCACCAGCAGCCUCCCCGGCAGACUCCGAGAACCUGAGCCCUGAAGAAUUGGAGCUGCUGGCCAAGCUGGAGGAGCAGAACAGGUUGCUGGAGGCUGAUUCCAAGUCCAUGCGGUCGAUGAGCGGUUCACGGCGCAACAGCGGCUCCUCGCUGGUGUCCAGCUCAUCGGCCUCGUCCAACCUGUCACACCUGGAGGAGGAUACCUGGAUUCUGUGGGGACGCAUCGUCAAUGAGUGGGAAGAGUGGAGACGCAAGAAGGACAAACUCCUGAAGGAGUUGAUCAGGAAGGGCAUCCCUCAUCAUUUCCGGGCCAUUGUCUGGCAGCUACUAGGCAACGCUACUGACAUGCCGGUGAAGAACCAGUACUCUGAGCUGCUAAAGAUGUCGUCCCCCUGCGAGAAACUCAUCCGCAGAGACAUUGCCCGCACCUACCCCGAGCAUGAGUUCUUCAAAGGCCAGGACAGCCUGGGGCAGGAAGUCCUCUUCAAUGUCAUGAAGGCUUACUCUCUGGUGGAUCGAGAGGUGGGCUACUGCCAAGGCAGUGCAUUCAUCGUUGGUCUGCUGCUUAUGCAGAUGCCAGAGGAAGAGGCGUUUUGUGUUUUUGUGCGUCUGAUGCAGGAGUACCGUCUGAGGGAGCUGUUCAAGCCCAGCAUGGCCGAGCUGGGCCUAUGCAUUUACCAGUUUGAGUAUUUGCUACAGGAGCAACUUCCAGAGCUGAACGUCCAUUUUCGAUCCCAGAGUUUCCACACAUCCAUGUAUGCCUCGUCCUGGUUCCUCACUCUUUUCCUCACCUUCCUCCCUUUGCCUGUCGCCACACGCAUCUUUGAUAUUUUCAUGUAUGAGGGCCUAGAGAUUAUCUUCCGUGUGGGCCUGGCCAUCCUGCAGUACAACCAGACUGACCUCAUUCAGCUAGACAUGGAGGGCAUGUCGCAGCAUUUCCAGAAAGUGAUCCCCCACCAGUUUGACAGCUGCCCAGACAAGCUGAUCCUCAGGGCCUACCAGGUCAAAUACAACCCCAAGAGGAUGAAGAAACUGGAGAAAGAAUAUACCGCAAUCAAGAACAAAGAAAUGGAGGAACAAAUUGAAAUCAAGAGGUUACGCACAGAAAACAGGCUGCUGAAGCAGAGAAUUGAGACGCUGGAGAAGGAGAGUGCCGCUCUGGCAGACAGACUGAUACAGGGUCAGGUGACGAGGGCGCAGGAAGCAGAGGAGAACUACGUGAUCAAACGGGAGCUGGCGGUGGUGAGGCAGCAGUGCAGCACAGCCAGCGAGAGCCUUGAGAAAGCACAGGACACCAUCAAAGAGCUGAAGCAACAGAAGUACACAGAGCAGUUUGUGAGCAAUCUGCAGACCCAGCUAGAGGAGUCGAGGCUGCGCGAGGCUGAACUGCUAGGAGCGUUGAAAGAAAUGCAAGACAAGGUCCUGGACCUUGAGAAGAGAAGCACUUGCCUGCCUGACGAGAACAACAUGGCAGCUCUGCAGGAGGAGGUGAAGCAGAUGAAGCUGAGGGAGCUGGAAACGCUGCGCUCAUUCAGAGAGAUGCAGGACACCGUCACUGAGCUCAACCAGCGCUGGCAGCAUCAUAUGUCCCGUGGCAGCAGCACAGGUGGUGGGGGAGGCCACUGGAAAGAGUCCCCAAAGAAGAAUGCCAUGAACGAGCUGCAGGACAAACUGAUGACGGUCAGACUAAGGGAGGCCCAGGCUCAGGCUGAGCUCCGAGAGGUCAAACUCAAAGCCCUGCAGCUGGAGAGCCAGAACCAGAUCCACAGCAAGCUGAUUGGUCGCAACGAUCAGGAACGCUCGGCCCUGCAGGACCGGCUCCAGAUGCUGGCUAAUCAGAACAAAGCUCUCCAGGCCCAGCUCAACGAGAUGAAAAGGAAGCAGGCCGAGUCUGACUGCAAGAGUAAAGAGGAGGUGAUGGCAGUGAGACUGAGGGAAGCAGACAGCAUGGCAGCCAUGGCUGAACUCAGGCAGAAGAUCGCUGAUCUCGAGAUACAGAAGGAGGAAGGUCUGAUCCAGGGCCAGUUGAAUCACUCAGACUCUAGACAGUACAUUAACGAGCUCCGGGAUCAAAUCACUGAGCUCAAGAACGAGAUCAGGCAGUUGCGAGGGCAGAAGGCGGCCCCCAGCUCCAGAGUCAGCAGUGGAGGUGGAUGUACCAACUACCAGGAUCUGUGUCUGGCCAGCCCCGCCUCCGCCGAGGGGGACUAUCUGAGCUCAGACGAGGACCUCCUCCCCAGCCCACUGCCUCCCAACGCUCUUUACCCCAGCCUGUCCGGCCCAUGUCACCCAUCUGCCCGCCUUGACAGCGAGGGCAGCACGGACAGCGAGGCAGAGGAGCGGGUUCUGACACAUCCAGACCCACAGCAGUUGUACGGCAGCAUGGUGUGCGCCGAGGCGCUAGAUAACUGAGACCUGGGGUUGUGCGGGUGUCAUUGGAUUUCUUUGAGCUAAAGAGACGCUGGCGCUCUAGAGGCCGGGACUGCUACUGUAAACUGGAGCUGUAUUAUCCAAACCAGUGCGCCACCUCGGCUUUUCCAGUGUUUACCUUUAUCUUGAUGCAGACAUAGUGGCAUUGAUUGGACCUUUUGUGAUCAUCACUUCCCGUUGUCUCACCAGUCCUGUAAGUGUCUUCAUCACCUUGUCCCCCACACUGUCAAUCCUGUGUUCCCUGUCAAAGAGGUAAUGUAAAGCCUCUCUCCUUGUUCCCACGUGUAACUGUGCCAGACGCCCUCUGAACACGAUCAUAUGACACACACACAAACAAAAUGGACUGAAACUGGACAAGCAAGACUAUUGUUGCCUCUCGCUGCUCAAGAUCGACCACUGAGCUUGAUCCUGUGACUGUGAACAAGGAGUGAGACAUGGGUAGACAGAAAAUAACUCUCUUCCUAUAAACGGAGUGAUAGACUGUGUCUACCCUUAUGUGACUCUCCUUUAUGAUUGGUUCAGAGUUGAAUACAUCUUUAUCCUCUCUUUUCCCUUUUUAUGCUCUCAAUAGAAAGACACGCACAAAAAACCAUCAGCCAGCCGUUUACCUCUCAGUGUUAAAGAGAAAAUGAGUGAGUACGAGAAGGAGAGGUGCAGUGUGGGGAUAUGUGCCCAUCAAACUAGGGAUAUCACAAGAUGGCGUUCAUUAACACUAUAACAUACUACAGUAAAUAUGUGUGUUGUCUGUCUGUGGCUUGUAGGUGACGAGAAGCCAAGUAAGUUAAUACAACAGCUCAUGUCAAAACACAUUCACCAUAACCCACAGGACAAGGAAGGAAGUAACUCAACAUUGCCAAAUCGUUUUGUUUUUUUUAAUUAUUUAUAUGUUAUAAUUUAUUUUGAUAUUUGUUUUAUUUUUUAUAUAUCUAUAUGAAACUAUUAGGAGUGUAGAGGUACUGUCAGAGGCUGAACGUUCUACCCCGUCCUUUGUGCCAACUAUUUGUCUGUUACAGGUUUACUUUGACAUUGAGUGUUUCAGAGACGGAAAAUGUGCUGCUAUGAUUUUCAGUUUACUUCUUCCAUUUUGUUCAUUCUGUUCUUUUUUUGUUAUCUUUGUGAGGUUAACAUGCAACCUCCUGUUUACUGCCAUAGAUUAGAUUGACAGUUACUGUGCAGACUGAUCCAAUCUGAAAACUGUUUAACUUGAUUCCUCCCUGGAGCUUCAUUUUACAUUUAGCAUUGAUGGGAACAAUUUGGUUUUGUUUUAAAACCAAGAAUGAUCAUUGGUUUUGUGUGAGUUAAAGGAAUAGUUUGACACUCUAGGACAUGUAUUUGCUUUCAUGCUUAGAGUUAGAUGAGAAGAUUGACACUGAUCUCCUAUCUGUCAAAUAGGACCCACAGACAGGAGGAGAUAGUUAGCUUAGCUUAGCUGGGCAUAGUGACUUCCUAUGCACAGGCAAGAAAACGUCCAGCAAGUAGACUGUUUUUUUUACAGUUUUUGAACAUAACUAAGUAACUGAAUUGUGGCCACAGGUGGUACAUGUCUCAUUGGAAACGCUAAAAGAACAUCAGCACAAGUAGAAGAGGAUCAUAAAGUCAGUGAUCUGACAGUUACAACUAGAAAUACAAUGCAAUAAUAUCUACCUAAGUUUUGCUAGCGUUAGCUUAGCAUUACAAGCAACUAGUCAUACCACAUCAAGUGAGGCUGUAGCAGCUAGUAAAAACCCUGAGAGUAUCGAAUUGGGCAAAAGUUAGCCCUAAUUUGUUAUUUUCCCUUUCAAAAGUGACAUUGUUUUUUAGUUGUGUUAUACAAACAACAUACAUCUCCCAGCUGUAGCUUCAUAUUGAACAGACAGACAUGAGAGAGGUGUCAGUCCUCUCCCAAACAUCAAACAGUUCCUUUAAUAAUCAGUCCAGGUAAUAGUGCUGAUCUGGAAUCACCAGGUCUGUGCAUUAUAUCCCUUUUUGACAGCUAAAACAGCAGCAUGUGGGCCAAUGAAAGUGGAGAGAGUAGUUUAUAUCAUAAGGUGGCCAACUGAGAGUGUAUGGGUGGGAAAUAUUUUACAUAUCAAACAUUAAUAUAUUCUGUGUAGAAAAAAGGGUGUAAAAUUAAUGGAGAGAUAUGCAAUAUGCGUUGUAACAGGAACAAAGGUAUAUGGAUAGGAUUUAAAGCUGUAUCACUGUCAGUCAAGUGUCUUACUGAAGAUGGUGAGUGUGUGUAUAGUUUUAUCAAACAGGGUGCCAUAUGUAAAGCAGUAAUCUGCUUUUUGCACUACCAGGAAAGAGGAAGUAUCUGCUCAUGUUAUUAAGCAGUGAGAGAUGGUGGGGGUGAAUGGAUUCAUGGUAGGAUCAUUUAUUAUUUUAUUCACAUCUUUAGAGGGACCGUGACAUUAUCUAAGUACUUUGCUCCAAGAUUAUCCAUCCUGACUUUGUUUUGUGCUUCAUGGUUCUUUAGACUGAUGUUGAAGGAUUUUCUCUAAAGGCCCGCUUUUAUGUGCAUUACAAAUGAAGGACUAGUAAAGGAGAGAAUCAUUGCCGUGUUUUAAGAAAUAAGGAAAUUGGAUCUUCCAGAAAUGGCCAUCAAAAAGCUAAAGAGGAUGUUGGUUUGCCCACCAUACUGUUGCAAAUAACAGCCUUUUAGUGGUCAUUGCUGGGUGUAGCAACUGAAAUCUCUACACUGAAAUCAGUGUUUGGAUAUCAUCAGACCAAAUGAGCAUUGUACAAAUGGUUUUAGUUGUGUUUCUCCUAGUUCUUAAUAUGUACAGGCUGGCAUCGGCUCUGUUGAGCAUGAAAUUUAGGGCCUUUCUACUUGGGAUCAAAACUGGCUGAAUUUUUCACUUGAAGCUAUUGUCAAUCUAACCUCAUUCAUUUUUAUCAUAUGUAUCUAUUCAAGGCCUUUACAUUCUGUACUUGCCUUUCCAUAUAGUAGUCUUCGCUGUUACUGGUGGUGCCCGUCUUUCCCUUGUGGGAUUUAAAGGAUUUACAGUGAAAAGAUAAAUUUAUGUACUGGACAUGAUGGAGAAGACAUGAACUGGUGCAUGCAUGCUUUUCAUGUACAGCAAUGCAAAAGGCAACAUUGGAUCAUGAGUCAAAAAACAUUGUUUACUGUCUUCUGUAAGGUGCCAGUAUACUUUAUAUUGCUCAAAGGUUGGUCGAAUAGCUUUGGAAACCCUUUCCCACUGCAGCGCCCCGACGUCUGACCAGGGGUGACGUUGUGUCCAACAAUUUCCGUAACUCUUUAAAACCGACGAGGCCAACAUUCACAUCCACUUCAUGCUGUGAUUGGCCAGCUGUGCAGUGGUGAGAAAAGUAAACUAUUUUGGUUCCUUUUGAUUUGAUUUGUACACACAUAAAAUAUCACGUUUCCCUGUCUUUAUGACGUCAGGAUUUUCAAGGGUGGCUAUUUGAAGCAGCUAUAAACAAUUGCCUUCCAACGUGAUCAGACAACACAUUUUGCUACUUCUCUUCAAGCAUAACUUCAUCUUUAGUAUUCAUUAUCAAAACAUUGUCAAGCGGUAAAUCCUCUCUGCCCAUGAUUUGGUUGGCUGCUCUGUAAACAUAUUUACAUGUUGUUGCAUUUCGGACAGAGUAACUAACCACUCCAAGCAUGGUUCAAAUUGAUCUCGGAGAGCCGUAUUAUUAAAAUGCAUCUGUCAUUCUUACCGCUAACCAAGGGUGUUGCCCACCACAGCUGACAUUUUAAUGACUAUAACUUAACUUAUAAACUAAUUGUGGGAAGCCUUCAUCCAAAAUGAACCCUAAUCUGGACUCAGAUCAGUGCUCCAUGUCCUUCAACACAAAACAUGAUGGUGCUCUUUUCUCGCCACCGUCUAAAUACAACUCUAUCUACUGUGACAAAAUAUUUUGAUAUGUUUGUAAAUUACUUUUGAAUAUGGUACUAGCUCUCAUCCUUAAUAUAAUUUUAAUAAUUACCAUAAGUACUUUGAUUUCUAAUGCUAACAGCAUUACAUCAUACAAUAAUGAUUAAACAUAAUGUGCCAUAAUGGUAGGUAGAUUUACACACUAUGCUAAACCAUUUUAUGUAUGUUCAAUGGUGGGUUGAUCCAACAAGUCAGUCAGUACAUCCCUUCAUUAAACAGCCAUGUAAUAUAAAGUCAAUUUUGUGUGGACUGAAAUACGAUGACACUGUGUUGCUCCAGAUAUAUCAUCUUGAAACUGGAACAUCCACACCUUUUUCCUGAUUUAAAGUGGGGAAUUAGACAACGCAGUGCAAAACAAUGGGUCACAGAUGGGCUUUUCCUCACAGACCGUGUUCCUCCGGGUUAGUCUGGUGUAGGAUUUCUCAGAUGUAUGUACUGUGUGUGACGGCUGUUGGUUAUCCACAGCAUCAUACCCAAAAACUUGACCACCCUCUCUCUUUCUGUCUUGCAAUUCAACUGAUGUUAUCAAAUAUAUUAAAUGACAGUACAGAUUAAAUAAAUUCCCGUAUGAUGGGGAAAAAAUGCAUUUCAGUGUUCUGUAUCCUUGGAAUGACACAAAAUAAACUUUGACAUUGCACCUUU